CAAGUCUGCAAGGACGACGUUGGUGGACUGAGGACUCUACAGAAGAAGUGGACGUCCUUUGCCAAAGCCCCUCUGCUUUGCCAGGCUCCAGGACAGCUCCCCUACAAUGUUUUGCAGGAUGUUUUCACCCUACGGCCACCAGAGGGGAGCAAGACCUUGGAAACCCUGUUCUAUGGUGUUUUCACAUCUCAAUGGCCCUCAGGUGCAAAGUCUGCAGUUUGCAUCUUUAGACUGCAGGAUGUCAGGACUGCGUUCACUGGGAGGUACAGGACGUACGACAUGGGGACCGACCAGUGGAGUCUGCUGCAGGGAAGACAGUCCUACCUGGGGACGUGUGGACUCGAGAAUGCGACAGAUUCUGAAUUAGCUGAAGUGAAGAAGAGUUUCCUGACCAGCAAUGGUGUAAAACCAGUUGAAAACAGUCCGAUUGUUGUUUCCUCAGGGAAACAAUACAGUCGCAUAGCUGUGAUGAGGACUAAGGCAGCCAAUGGCACAGCGUACACCAUCCUUUUCCUUCUUACAGAGUCUGGUUUCCUCCACAAAGUGGUUUUGUUUGACCAGGGGCCUCAAAUCAUUGAGGAGAUUCAGGUCUUCACACAACCUCAGCUGAUCAAGAGCAUCAUCCUCUCCUCCUCCAAGGGAGUGCUUUAUGUGGGAACCUCUGAGGGUGUGACUGCUGUACCCACGGCCAAUUGCGCCUUCUACAGAACCUGCAGCCAGUGUGUUCUAGCCAGAGAUCCUCUCUGUGGAUGGAGCCUGACCAGGAGGACCUGCAUCCGUGUGGACAGCAGUUCUGAUGCUGUGGCUCAGGACCUGGAGAAUGGUAAUGUGGAGGAGAGGUGUCAGUCACAACCUAGGAUGAAUCCAGACACAGUGGAAGUCAGCGUUGCUUUGAAUCGAGCAGUGAGGCUUCAGUGUGUGAAACCUUCCAACCUGGCCACUCUGACCUGGACUUCCUCUCAGAUCAGAAGCCGUCCAGAGAAUUUUUUUAUCCGGUCAUCUGAUGGCAGCCUCAGCUUCCUCGCCUCUGACGCCACCUUCGGGAGCUACCACUGCGAGGCAGAGGAAGGUGGGUACAAGGAAGUAGUUGCAAGCUACAAUGUCCGAUCCAUUGCUUCCCCACGCUCAAUGAACCCCUCACCAAACAUCCCCAGCCAAAACGAUGAGUCCUACGAGGACAUAAGAACAGUGUCACCAUUACCACUUCCUGGAGAACCAGAGUGCCUCCCCAAAGAGGAGGAUGGUGAUGAUGAUAAAGGCAAGACUGACACCAAAGAGCAAUCUGAACAGGAAACCAGCUUACAGCAUGGUCGUUUAGACACCACGCCCACCUGCAAAUCAGGCGCCCAGUCCAUGAAGGAGCCAUUCGAUGAGGCUUGCAAAGAGAAGAGCUACUACAGCGAGCUGGUUGUUGUUGUUACCCUUCUGGUGUUGACCUACAUCUGCAUCUUGACCCUCGGAGGCCUACACGUGUGGCGACAAAGAAGAUCUGGCCUGAAAGUGAGUCCUUUGGUGAGUCCGGAGGAGGGUAGCCAAAUGAGCAAAUCUGGGGGGCGUGUUCCCUCCCUGAGCACCGCAGAGUACACUGCUCCUGAGCUGAAGGUGGUGGAGUAGUGAUGUUAAGCAUCUUACCUGGAGUCACAUGUUCCAGAUCAGUUUCUUCUGUGUGUGCCUCUCACCUGUUGGCAUCACACAAAGAAUUUACCUGGCAAGCUUCAAAACCUUAGAACCAGUUCACCAGUUUCCUGUCCAGGUGACCAGCUGACUGCAUCUGUGUUUCAGUUUGGAAACAGGGCAUCUUUCUUGCUACAGAUGGUAAUGCUCAUCGCCUUACUUCAGGUCACCUUGCUUCUCAGGGUGAAUUGGACAUCAUUCCACUUCGCCAUCAUGGAGGACGUCUCAAUUAGUUUUUAUGUGUUUGAGGGAGCGAGGAAACGAAAGGUCGACACAGGCCUUUAUUACAAACCUGUCAGUGAUUAGACUGAUCUGAUACUGUGUCACUGCAGUUUCACAGCGCCACAGAUAGCAGAUUAGACUCAGCUUUUCAUCAUUCUCAAAAUGAGACUUUUCUCCAUUUGAACCUGUGUCAUCGAGGAGUCUCGUCUCUCAGCAAACCUUUUUUUUUUUUGCAGAAAUCUUUUUGUCAUGUUUGUCAUGGAGCUUUUGGAGCUCACUAUCGACUCAGCCAUGGUGUUAAUAACAGCAUGAGUGCCGGUUGGCAGCCUCAACAUAAUGUAGGAUUUUGUAACCACUGUGAAUGGAAACCCUGUCUCACUUUUUCAGCUUUAGAAGGAACAGUUUCCCUCUGCUUCUAGUCUUUAUGCUAAGCUAGGCUAACAGUUUCCCUCUGCUUCCGGUCUUUGUGCUAAGCUAAGCUAAGCUAAACUAACAGGUCCUAGACCAGCUUGUGCUGUGAACACAGAGAUGAAACUGAUCUGAAACAUGUGAGUCUGGAGGUCUGGAGAGGACAGACAGCAGCAGGGCUGGUGGCAUCAGGCCUGUAGUCGGUGGCAGAUACGAAGCUGAACACAAAAGAGCAGAUUUUUUAAAAGUCUCAGCAGUUGGAGGGACGUUUAAUGAAACUGUCUGCUGCACAAUUAAAAUCACCAUCAACUUAUUCUGUUAAUGCUUUUGGAUCUGUUUGUUAGUUUGGUCCAGAUAUAACUGGUGAUUUCUGUUUGUGCAGAGAAACUAGUUUCUCUUCCAGAAAUCAUUUGUCUACUACUGUACAAAGACAGAUUUCUUGUCUUGCUGUACAAGUCUGUACUUUUACAGUACUGUGUUUAACGAGGCAGCAGGGAUCACUGCACAUAUCACCUUUGUUUUUAGUGGAUAAUUGUGAAAUCAGGGAGAAUAUGAGUAUUGGAUAGUGUCUUUUGUUGACAUGCUCUAUGAACAGUCCCUGAUCUUUGUGUGUAAAUGAAUGUACUGUUUGUGAACUGGAUGACAUGUGAGACCUGCUGACUGUAAGGACAGCUGGGACCAGUAUAUCAGUAACUUAAUAAUUACCAUGAGUCAGUAAGAAGUUAGCACCAAUCUGUCUCUAAUGUUUGAUCAUUUCUUAAUUCUUUAUUUAAGGACAGUUCAUACAUUUCUUCUUGUUUAGUUGUCGUUAUUUGUUGGCACAAAUGUGAAACUGUUAAUUUAUUUAAGAACCAAAGUUAUUGGUAAUGACGUCCUGAUAUACUGGUUGACAGUGAUGCUUUACUGACUCAUCUCUGAUUAAACCUGUUAGUGUACAGACCAUUAACCUCCUCAUAAACAUGUUGUUGCUUUUUGCUGCAGGAAUUAAAACUUUGUGCGACUAGUUCAGUGUCUUCAAACACAUUCGUUCUUCAGUUUUCAAUCACAAUUGAAUCAUGUAAACCUGGUACACAUACGGAGAAAAGCUGCUGAAUUCUUUGUGCUUUAAAUAGUUUUUUGGUUACUAAUUGACAAAGAACUGUCCCCGCAGCUGCUGCUGGGUAAAACUGUUACAUUUAAGAUACUGUUAGAUAUUUUCAGUCAGAUAGAUAUUGGAUAGAUACUUUAUGUAUUAGAAAUGUUAGUAGAGAUAGGAUGUCUAGUUAG
Messenger RNA from Monopterus albus (swamp eel), 3570 nucleotides. Its product is annotated as semaphorin-4A-like. NCBI's taxonomy places the organism in Eukaryota, Metazoa, Chordata, Actinopteri, Synbranchiformes, Synbranchidae. Gene Ontology annotation, cellular component: plasma membrane. Gene Ontology annotation, molecular function: semaphorin receptor binding; chemorepellent activity. Bases 280 to 1614 code for a protein of 444 amino acids. The record is from RefSeq and is a predicted model, not a curated record. Gene Ontology annotation, biological process: positive regulation of cell migration; negative chemotaxis; semaphorin-plexin signaling pathway. The transcript has 8 exons.